UUCACUUAAAACACCUCAGUGGCGAACGACGAUUCUAAGUACCCGCGCAAAAGUGAAAAAUGAAAUGGCGUUUUUUGGAAAUUUAACUAAUUUCGACCACAAAUCUGGCGAAUGGCAGAUUUUUCAUAGCAAAUUAAAGCAAUUCUUUGUGGUGAAUAAAGUUGUGGAUGAAGAGGAUAAGCGUGCCCUUUUAUUCACUCACUUAACGGACGAAACCUACCGUUUGUUACGUAACUUGGCUCACCCAAAAGAAUUGGAGGUUCUAGAAUUCAAAGAGCUAGUGACAAUACUCGAUGGCCACUUCAAGAAAAAGCAGUGUACGUAUGCGGACAAGGCCAAGUUUUAUGCUGCGACGAGAGCACCAAGCGAGAGUUUAGGAGACUGGGCAGCGCGAUUAAGAGGAUUGGCAACUUAUUGCAAUUUUGGCGCGGCCUUGGAGGCGAAUUUAGCUGAUCGUUUCAUCCUAGGCUUGGGCUCGGGGCCCGAGCGAGAUAAGUUAUUUGAAAAAACAGCUACUCUUUCAAUGGCUGAGGCCCUGGAGAUCGCAGAGAAAGCGGCGGUUGCUAGGGAAGCCAAGACGGAGAUGGCGGCAACCAUCAAAGAAGAGCCCGUAUUUUAUGGGGCUAGCGGGGGGCACGCAGGGCACGGUCGGGGCGGUUGGAGCAGGAAAGGGCGUCGCGACGGUAGCGGUGGCGGCGCUGGCAGCCGGCCGGCCGCAGGCGACCAGCGACCGCAAGAUGAUUCCCGAUGUGCCGUGUGUGGAAUGAGGAACCAUGGUGAAGAUAGUUGUCGUUACAAACGAUAUCGUUGCCAGAAAUGUGGAGAUAUAGGACAUUUGAAAAAAGUUUGUAAGGGCAAGAUGUCUCGCGUAAACUGCAUCGUGACCGAACGUGAGGAACAUGGAACUGAGAGUGAAGGACCUGAGCAGUGUUGUAGGGAGUGCCAAAUUUUUAAUUUGAGGAACUGAGUGGGAGUGGGGAGAGCGGCAGCGAGCCGCCAUACGCGCGGUGCGCAGGGAGCUGGCGUCCGAGCGCGUGCUGGCGCACUUCGAGCCCAGCGCGCAGCUGGUGCUCAGCGCCGACGCCGGCCCGGGCGGCCUCGGCGCUCUGCUGGCGCAGAGGACCGCCGACGGCCAGGAGAGACCGCUGGCGUUCGCAUCCCGCUCCCUCACCUCCAGCGAACGUAACUAUAGUCAAAUUCAGAAAGAGGCAGCAGCGUUGAUAUUCGCUGUAAAGCGUUUUCAUCAAUACCUAUACGGCCGGAGUGAGCCAUUUAUUCUAAAAACUGACCAUAGACCAUUAGUUUCGAUUUUCAAUCCUAAAAACGGAAUAUCAGCAACGACAGCGCUACGUCUUCAGAGGUACGCUAUUAUACUAUCUGCAUAUAACUAUACUGUGCAAUAUAUUUCUAGUAGUAACAAUUUAGUAGCAGAUUAUUUCUCCCGCGCGCCCGUAGCGGACAUGUGCAGUGAUAGCGAUAAGGAAUUCGAUUCAUUAUGUGCACUAAAUUUUUUAGAUUCGGUAUCUUCGGCGGUAACUGCGCAAGAAAUUAAAAAAGCUACCGAAGCCGAUUCAAUUCUUAAAACGGUAAUUAAAUAUAUGAACAAGGGUUGGCCGCGUAAAAUUAAAUGUAAAUCGGUCCAACCUUAUUAUAAUUGCAGAAGUGAUUUACAAUUCGAAAAUGGAUCUUUAUUACGAGGGCAUAAGGUCGUAAUUCCAUUAUCACUUAGAGAUCGCAUGUUAAAUGAAUUGCAUAACACGCACUUAGGUAUAGUUAAAAUGAAAUGCAACGCGCGCAGUAGGAUGUGGUGGCCGGGUAUCGACCAGGAUAUCGAGCGCUGCGCGGGCGCCUGCAUGGCCUGCGUGGCGCUGCGGCCGGCGCCCCCGCGGGAGCCGCCGGCGCCGUGGCCGCGCGCGCCCCACCCCUGGCACCGGGUACACAUCGACUAUAUGACGAUAGGGCAAAAGGUAUACUUAAUUGUAGUCGAUUCGUAUAGUAAAUGGGUGGAUUGUAUAUUUAUGCAAAAUGGUACUAGCACACAAUCGUUAAUAGCAAAAUUAAAGUACAUUUUCUCUUUAUUCGGUUUACCUAAAGUUUUAGUAUCCGAUAAUGAUGUGAAAAUUCAUUGCGCCGAAUUUAAGUCAUUUUGUUCUAACAAUGGUAUAAAAUAUAUGAAUUCGCCAGUAUAUCACGCAAAUAGCAACGGCCAGGCUGAAAACUCGGUGCGCACGUGUAAAAGAAUGCUAAAAUACAUAUUAAGGGAAAAUAUAUCAUCAAUGUACGACAUACAUGAGAAAUUGUUAAAUUACUUGUUUGUAUAUAGGAAUACU
Messenger RNA from Leguminivora glycinivorella, 2330 nucleotides. RefSeq lists its product as uncharacterized. The record is from RefSeq and is a predicted model, not a curated record. Lineage: Eukaryota; Metazoa; Arthropoda; Insecta; Lepidoptera; Tortricidae. Bases 65 to 967 code for a protein of 300 amino acids. The transcript is spliced from 2 exons. Gene Ontology annotation, molecular function: zinc ion binding; nucleic acid binding.